This is a messenger RNA of Geodia barretti, 2077 nucleotides long. Lineage: Eukaryota; Metazoa; Porifera; Demospongiae; Tetractinellida; Geodiidae. The record is from the annotation of a GenBank genome assembly.
GAGUUUGGCACGGGCUAGCUACAGUAGUAGAUAGCAUGAGUCGAUACAUGCCCUUCGUUGUGACUUCUUGUGCCUCCAAGAUACACAGACUGAGAGCGAGCGGACCCAGUCAGGCUCUAGGUCACCCACUGGGAACCUCAGGGUCUCGUAUCACAGGUCAUCUGGUCCAUGAACUGAGACGGAGAGGUCUUCGCAGGGCAGUUGGCUCAGCCUGCAUCGGUGGCGGCCAGGGCAUUGCUCUGCUCCUAGAGAGAAUGGACUGAAUGAGAAGACACACAUCUCUGUAUAACAUUGUUUGUCAUCUAUAGACCAUUAGUAGAUAGUAGCGAGAGUGCGAUGUGGUGUAUUCUGCGCAUGCGCACGUAUGCUCUGGUCUUUGGGCGUGUUGUUUUGCAAUCAUGAGAUCAGGGGGAGAGACAGUGCUAGUGGCAAGUAAGCCGCGUGGGAUGAGUUCUGUAGGAGCCACGAGGAUUCUGCUGUUAGCUGGAUUACUGGCAGGAUGUGCAGCUAAGGAUUACGUCUUGACCUGGACGGUGGACGGAGUCAAGAACUACACGGAUACGCCCCUGGAGGUUAUGUUUGGGGAUGUCCUCAAGCUCCAAUGUGAUCCUGACAUCAUCAGCAACUUCGUUUAUGUGGAAUCAGAGGAACAGUAUUUGAACUGCAAUGCUAGUAUUCCUGGUGGCAAAGUCCUAAAGAGUGGCGACUGUCUGGGGAUGUUCGAUGAUGCUGACAGCAUCUCUCAGAACAUUCAGAGGCUCUCUGGCCCUGGACAGGCCGUGGUGGAGUACCAGGCCGGGAAAUCCUUCUACUUCUUCAGUUCAGCUGAUGGUUCAAUUGGAUCAAUAGAUCCUCCAUACAUUGGAGGUCAGUGUAUGGACGGGCUCAAGAUGAUCGUCUUUGUUGUUAGUGAACCAACACCUUAUCAACCAACCACAACCAUCUCUCCUACCAAUACUCCAGGAGUGCCUAAGGAUCCUCAGGGUGCUGGGAAUGAUGACAGGAGUCAAAUGUUUUAUGAAAGUAGUGGCUUUAUAGCUGCUGUUGUUGUUGCAGUUGCUUUUGGUCUUCUAGUCGUUGUGAUAAUUUUACUACUACUAUACCUUUGUCAUCGUGGUUCGAAGAAGAGGUCUGCUAAUGUGGAAGCGAUGACUUCGGCUCUGCCUGGCAUGCCCAUGGCAGACACAAAACCUUUGGAUUCUAAGGAGAAAUUAGUCUCACCCAUGACACCUGUGGAGCCCGAGGACAGCGUCAGUUUCGGUCGAAGGCGGAGCUUCAUAUACAAAGGGAUCAUCAGUGAGUACCUUCAAACCGAAUGAAGGAAGUACCAAACCGGAAGGGAGUGGUAAUGGAGAUGGGAACGAGAAGAAACAGGACAGAGAGGAGAAAAGGGAGCAAUCUGUCCAAAAACAGACAACAAAAUCACCAGAAAAUCGAAAUAAAGGUAUACCGCCAAAAGGAAAUCGAAGAGGCAGUGGGAACCAGCCUGGCUCCAAAACCAACGGUCCUGGACACAACGCAGCUCGUAGAGGCUCUGGUAUGCAAGGCGAAAAAGCAGCAGAAGGGAGGCAAGACCAGGUUGACUGCAGGCAGUUCUACGGCCAAGGGGCCAUCCCGGCAUCCUCCUGCUGUGAAAAAGCCUAGCAACGGUGCUCAAACACAAACCAAUAACACUCCUGGGCACAACGCAGCUCGUAGAGGCUCUGGUGUGCAGCGCGAAAGGGCAGCAGCAGAGAGCCAGAGAUUGACUGCAAAUGGUUCAGCAGCAAAGAGGCCAUCCCAGCAUACUUCUGCUGCAAAAACGCCUAGCAAUGGUGCUCAAACAAGCAACGGCUCACAAAGAACAGAAACAGCAACAAACAGGCAACAGCAGACGGGCAACCUUACUCAGAAAUUAACUGUGAGACGGCCUGCCCCAGUUGCUAACAGUGAUGGUGGUCAGAUUUCAAAAGUGAAAUCUUUAGCUACCACAGAAUAGUAAAGACUCCAGACUUACUGAUGAUGUUCGUAGCUUUUUGAGUUAUUGUUUGUGUGUAGGAUAAUUGAUAUUGCUGCUCUGGUCCUUGACUGGCCAACC